Molecule: messenger RNA, 3477 nt
Organism: Rhodotorula toruloides NP11
Lineage: Eukaryota; Fungi; Basidiomycota; Microbotryomycetes; Sporidiobolales; Sporidiobolaceae
Product: KH domain protein
Exons: 8
Coding region: 1-3477 (1158 amino acids)
Biological process (GO): nuclear division
Cellular component (GO): cytoplasm; nucleus
Molecular function (GO): mRNA binding
Source: RefSeq, a predicted model, not a curated record
AUGGACAUCUACACGACGUCCUUCUGCCUGCCGCGAUCCUCGGCUUUGUCGACAGACCUCGUCGCGUCCCCCUCUUCCUCCUUCGACCUCGCACCGCAGUCUCCUACUUCCGCACAACCAGCACAACAGGCCCAGCAAGCUCAGCAGCGCGCACAAGGACACCAGGCGAGUCAGUCGGAUGGAGCGGUUGCGGUUGCGACUCCUUCAGCCGCUGCGUCGUCUGCCAGCCCGACUGAAGCCAGCUCGGCGACACGGGGUCACUCGACGUCGAGCAGUGUCGGAAGCGGGCAGGGCGCGGCAGGAACGGAUGCCACAAGCGUGACGGGCGGAGGAGGAGCGACUGGAAACGGCACGACCGGAGGCGACGGCUCGCAGACGGACGGGACCUCCACGGCCGGCACUGCACCGACUUCGAAGCGCAACAGUGUCGACUUCAACGAUGCGAUGCAGCGCCUGUGCGUCGACACGAUGGCGGCGCACCAGUGCAUCGUCUCGUUCACUCCGAUCGAGCCGACGUCGCCUGUUGUCGGCGCUCCGCCUCAUACGCCUUCGAUGGAGACGAAUGGAGCGGCGGGACAGGCGGGAGAGAAGCCGGGCAAGAUGUACAACGUGCACUUGAGCGGAGGGUACCAGCAGGUCAUGGCUGCGCGGGGACACGUUCUUCGCGAGAGCCCCUUCAAGCGCAAGUCGGUUGUCAAGGUCCCUCGCGCCGAAGUCCUCGACGGCAAGGAGAACGUCAAAGUCGAGAUGCGCCGCAAGCUCGACGAGAUCGCCUCGCUCACCAAGGCGCACCUCGCCAUCGUCGGUCAGGCGACGGCGUCCAUCGGCUUCGGCCUCGAGACGGAGAGGAACGUUGAGAUUGUCAUUACGGGCCCGUAUGAGAGCGUCGAGCAGGCGCGCGUUAGGCUGCUGGUUCUCCUUGACGAACUGAGCGGUCUGCACUCCGAGGUCUGCGAGAUCGACUACAAGCUGCACCCCAUCCUCUCCGGCCGCAAGCGCUGCGUGAUCCAGACGAUCCAAGAAGAGACGGCGACCAACAUCUACUUCCCGACUCCGCUCUCCGGCGUCCUCGGCCAGAAGAACCUCAGCCUGCUCGCCAAGCAAAACCUCAUCUUCAUUACGGGCGAGUUUUUCGGCGUCCAGCGCGCGAGGGACAUGUUGUUUCAGGUCUCGCUGCACAAGAGCAAGUGCAUCAUCUCGCGCGACACGGCCAUCCUCCCUCGCAAGCUCGACUGGAUGCUCUCGGACCGCCUCGAGGACAUCAAGCAGAUCAUGAACGACAACGGGACGUUCAUCAGCUUCCCGCCCAUCGGCAGUCAGGCCAGCCUCAUCUCGGUUUACGGAGACCACCGCGUCAACAUCGAGCGGACGAUCCGGUCUAUCAUGGCUCUCGCCUGCCAAUUCUACGUCGCCUCGUUCUGGCUCCUCCCCGCCUCCUUCGACGUCUUCAUGCCGCCUCCGACGAUCAACCCCGCACAGAUCCCGCCCAUCCUUCGCCACAUCAGCGUCACCUCGGGCGCCGAAGCCGUCUUCAAGAGCAACUGCUUCGAGUUUCACGGUCUCGAGAGCGAAGUCAGAGCGGCAGCCCAGCUCGUGCUCGAGCUCGACUUUGUCAAGGCGUUCCACCACGAGAUCCGCUUCCAGAUCGAGCUUGCCAACGAGCACCGCGAGUUCAUCUCGGGUAAGAAGAACGGCAAGCUUAACAAGAUCAUGAAAUCGGCGAACGUCAAGAUCAAGUUCGAGACGUUCAACGACUACAACUUCCUGAUCGAUGUCGCCGGCAACGACCCGGGCGUCCUGCAUGGCUUGACGAUGCUCCAGGAGGAGUUGCCCGCCGAGAUCUCGUUCCACGUUCCCGAAGCGUACCACAAGCGCAUCAUUGGCGUCGGCGGCAAGAACAUCCAGCGCAUCAUGAAGAAGUACGGCGUCUACGUCAAGUUCUCGAACGCCGAAGAGUUUGCCGCACUCGGCGGCUACAACGACAACGAGGACAACGUCGUAGCGCGUACGCCCGCCAAGAAUGCGAUGAACCUCGAGCACCUUAAGCAGAGCGUUAUGGAGCUCGUCGCGCCCAAGGACAAGGACUUUAUCGUCGAGACGGUCUCGAUCCCCCGCCGCUACCACCGCACUUUGCUCGGCGAGAAGGCCAUCUUCAUCCACGACAUCGAGGCCAAGACCAAUUCGCAUGUCCGGUUCCCGAACAAGGAGACGGCGAGCGACGUCGUCAGCAUCUUUGGGCCAGAGAGCCAGGUCCACAUCGCCGCCCAGAUGCUCCUCGACCACGUCCCCUUCGAAGCCGAGUACCGCCUGCCCCACUCGACCGAGAUGGCCAACCUCGCCCUCUCUCAGGACUUCGUCAGUUUGACCGAAAAGAUCAAGCGCGACCUCAACAUCACGAUCCUGCCGUGGGUGGACCGCUCAGGCGGUAACGAGGAAACCAUCAUCCGGUUCUGCCUCAACCGCUCGAACGUCGAUUUCCUCGCAACGUGCCGCGACCUCGUCGAGGAGUACCUCGUCCAGCGCAAUAUCAACCUGUACCCAGGCUCGCUCCGGCCGAGGUCCGACUCGUUCGCCGACGUCUUCGCGCCGUUCAACAGCAAGCUCCUCUCGACGUCGACCAUGACCGGCGAAGGCGACGCUCGUCCAGACCCUCGACCCGGCUCGGACCGCAAGCUCCGUCUCGCUGCGUCGUCGCCCAACAUCAAGGCGAUCUUCGACGCGAACCCAGGUGGAUCGGCGCCCGCUCACCCUCAGCACCCUCCGCGCUACCCUUCCGCCGGCGGUCCGAUUGCCGAGGUGCCUCCGCAGGUCGAGGCGAUGGGUGCCGGUCCAUUCGCGCCCUUCUACCCUGCUCCGCCCGUCCCUCGCAUCCCGCCUCAGUACGCCCAGCACCAGCCUCCGCCUCACCACCAUCAAGUCUCGCCGGCGCACCACCCGCACUUCGGUCCCGGUCCGUUUGCAUCGGCCGUCCCUCAGCCGCACCAGAUGCCGCCUCACCAAGCCGACUACCACUGGGGCGUCCCUCGGCCGAUGCAGGGCUUCCCGUCGCCCGUCCCGGCUGCAGCGCCCGGCUACCCUAGUGGUCCCGUCUCGCCCGCUCCUGGUGCCGGCUUCGCCCCGAUUGGUCCGUCGCACGCACAGUCGCCCGCCGCUCGCUACGAAGACGGCUUCCGCUCGCCGCUCCAGCGCAGUCACCACGGCCCAUCGGCGUCGUUCUCCGUCGCGCCUUCCGCAGGCGCUGGGCACGUGGCGUCCGGCUACUCGACGCUCGCCCAGUCGUCGUCUGUCGAGGACAAGUUUAAGGACUUGAGCGCGACGUCGCCAAGCGGUGGUCGCCAGCCUCGCUCGCUCGCAGGUCGCGCGCAGAGUCUCGACCUGAGCCAGCACGCGGCUGCGUUCACGCGAGCGAGUACGGCGCCGCGUCACGAGGCGGUCGACGAGGUGGCGAGCGUCCUUGGCGGGCUCGGACUCAACUAG